AUCCAGCCGCCUCCUCCGCGCCGCUGCGCGUCUUCACGGUUCCGCGCGUCGCUGAAACUUUGUUUCUCCUCGAGCUCCUCGUCUCGACCGAACGCGCACUUUGGGAAUAACGUGUCCAGAUGACGCGCUGCGCCCCGAGCCUCGUCCUGCACACGGGACUUCAUGCGCCCGCGUUCUUCCUCUGAAGUGGAUUUUGUGCCGCGCGUCGAUUUGACUUUUCUCAGAAGAAGAAAGUUUGAGUGGAAGUCGCGAGGCGGAGCCGCAGAGGAGCCGGAGAGGAGCCGGAGAGGAGCCGCAGAGGAGCCGGAGAGGAGCCGCAGAGGAGCCGCAGAGGAGCCGGAGAGGAGCCGGAGUCCGGACGGAGCUCGGCGGGACGCGGGGACCGGGGACCGGGGCCGCUGGACGUCGGCCAUGGAGACUUCAGCCGCCGAGAAAAAGGACAAAAUGGACGGGAGCGGGUUCAGAGACCUCCCGAAGAAACCCUCCGCGUCGGAGACGAGAGCCCAGCACCACGUGUUCCCCACCUUCCACACGCCCAUCCCCAUCGACCUGCGCCACCACGAGGGGCGGUACCACUACGAGCCCCACGCGCUGCACGCCAUGCACGGACAUGCAGGUUUGGCCGGCAGCCCCGUCAUCUCCGACAUCUCCCUGAUCCGCCUGUCGCCCGCUGCCGUGGCGACCGGCGACUCCCCGUUCAGCCCGCCUCACCCGUACGUGCCCCCCCACAUGGAGCACUACCUGCGCUCGGUGCACGGCAGCCCCACGCUGUCCAUGAUCUCCGCCGCCAGAGGACUGAGCCCGGCCGACCUGGCCCAUGAGCAUUUGAAAGAGCGGGGGCUGUUCGGCCUCCCUCCCCCUCCCCCCGGGGCCAGUCCGGCGGAGUACUACCACCUGAUGGCGAGCCACCGCAGCCCCUACAGCGAGCUGCUGAUGCAGGGGGGCGGGGCCUCGGCGGGGGCCCACCUGUCCGACUACAUCACGCCCAUCGACGUGUCCCGGUUCUCCAGCCCCAGACUGACGCCGCGGCUCAGCAGGAAACGAGCUCUGUCCAUCUCGCCGCUGUCCGACGCCUCCAUCGACCUGCAGACGAUGAUCCGCACGUCGCCCAACUCGCUGGUGGCCUACAUCAACAACUCGCGCACCAGCUCGGCCGCCGGCAGCUCGUACGGACACCUGUCGGUCGGAGGCCUCAGCCCGUCCUUCCCGUUCCCUCAUCCCAUCAACCCCAUGGCGUACCAGCAGCUCCUGUCCCAGCAGCGCGGCCUCAGCGCCUUCGGCCACACCCCGCCCCUCAUCCAGCCUCCGCCCGCCUUCUCCAGCCGCCAGCCGGGCCUCGGGCUCUCCUCGCUGCCGGGCUGCGCCCACAGCGACCUGAAGAACCACGGCGGCGACUCGUCCGUCAGCAGCACAGUCGACCACAUGAUCCCCAAGAGGUCAAAGGUCAAGAGUGAAGCCGAGGGACUGAGGCCUUCGUCUCCGUGUUCACCGAACCACCACGGCAGCUCGUUGGACCUGAAGGACGAGGUGGACCGCGACGACUGCAAACAGGAGCCCGAGGCCGUUUACGAAACCAACUGCCACUGGGAGGCCUGCAGCAAAGAGUACGACACGCAGGAGCAGCUGGUGCAUCACAUCAAUAACGACCACAUCCACGGAGAGAAGAAGGAGUUCGUGUGCCGCUGGGACGAGUGUUCGCGGGAGCAGAAGCCCUUCAAAGCUCAGUACAUGCUGGUGGUUCACAUGCGCCGACACACGGGGGAGAAACCACACAAGUGCACGUUCGAGGGCUGCGCCAAGGCCUACUCCCGCCUGGAGAAUCUUAAAACACAUCUGCGCUCGCACACCGGUGAGAAACCGUACGUUUGCGAGCACGAGGGAUGCAACAAAGCUUUCUCCAACGCCUCGGACCGAGCCAAGCACCAGAACCGGACGCACUCCAACGAGAAACCCUACGUGUGCAAGAUCCCCGGCUGCACCAAGCGAUACACGGACCCCAGCUCGCUCAGGAAGCACGUGAAGACGGUGCACGGCCCCGAGGCCCACGUCACCAAGAAGCAGCGCGGCGACCUGCCGCCCCGGCCGCCGGCGCCAAGGGAGAACGGCGAGAACGAGAAGGGGCCCAGAGAGAGGAUGCAGAGGGAGGACAAGAUAUCGGACAACGGCUCCCCCAGAGGCAUGGAGGACUACCUGCACCUCGAAUCCAUCAAGACGGAAAACUCUGUGAUGUAUCAGUCCAGCCCUGGCGGUCACUCAUCAUGUAGCAGCGAACCAUCACCACUUGGCAGUGCCACCAACAAUGACAGUGGAGUAGAAAUGGCGGCGCACAGCGGGGGAAGCCUGGGGGACCUCAGCACCCUGGACGAGCUGCCCUUCGUGGAGUCCUUGGGCUUUGAAGAUUCCACGGGCGGUGUCGCGGCGGUGGGUCUCCACUAUCGAAAGCAGCUCGGCACCAUUCAGCUCCUGGAGCAUCUGAAGAAAGAGAAGCUGAAGACAGUGAGGGACUCGUGUCGAUGGGCCAGCAACACAACCCCCCCGGUCCUCGGCACCAAGCUCCCACCCAUACCAGCCAGCGGGUCCCUCCUGGAGAGUCCAAGUAUGGGUGGAGGUCUGGUGUCCUUCCCUGGUUCAGGCUUGGGUAAUCUGAGCUCUGGUAAAUCAACUCUGCUGGAAAACCUUUCAGAGCGCCGUGACAGCACCUCCAGCACCCUGAGCUCAGUUUACACCCUCAGCCGCCGCUCCUCCGGCAUCUCCCACUGCUACUCUAGUCGGCGUUCCAGCCAGACCUCACAGUACGGUGCCAACCGCCCCAGCAAUCUCAGCUCAGCUGACUCUUAUGACCCCAUCUCUGCCGACAUCUCACGACGCUCCAGUCAGACCAGUCAAUGUGGAGGAACCAACGGUGGAGCAGGAGGAUGGGGUCUAGGCAGCCCCCUCAGCCUGACACCAGCCCAGCACUACCGCCUCAAGGUGAAAUAUGCGGCUGCCACUGGGGGUGCACCACCUACACCGCUUCCAUAUAUGGACCAAAGGUGUUUGAAGACCCACACAGCCCUUUACGGUGACCCCCAGGAAUCCACCACCAACAGAGGCCUGUCUUCCAGGCAGUACAGCAGCCAUACCACAAUGAGCAUGAUGCCCCACGAGAUCCCAUCCAACAACCCCCGCAGAGCCAGUGACCCUGUCAGACGGCUGACCAUAGAUUCUCUUAGCCAGCCACAAAUGCAGCGCUACAACAGCAUGGGAACACUGACUGGAGGGGCGACCAUGCAGCCCUAUCCCCCUCCUGCACAAGAUCACCGUCAUUUGUCCCAGCAGGGCUGCUCAGAUCUCCACCGAUACUCUUACACCCUACGACCGCCAAGCAUUUCUGAGAAUGUCAGCAUGGAGACGAUGACUAAUGACAUCGCAGAGGAAGACCUGAUGCUGCCUGACUUCAACACCGACAAUGGAGAUGCAACCUGCAGAGUAUCGGCCAAUCAACAAGAUUUCCAAGGAAACCCCCAUCCCCAGCAGAAGUCGUACCAUCAGAGAAGGACAGCUGUCGUGAAUUCCAACAUUAACCUGACCACUCAGGUCAUGGGUCCAGGGCAGCAAGGACAGAAGUGUUCGUCGUCACAAAGGGCCAACGUCCCCGUCUCUUUAGGACUCGUGGAUGUCGGCGAGCACAGCUCCAAAGCACAGGUCCGAGGGAACCUGGCUGUGCUCCAGCAAAACCAGAACUUUGGAUCCUUUUACAACAAUCUUAGCUCCAACCAGCAGAUGAUUCAAAACAUCGCCAACACAGAACAGCAGAGAUGCAAACUGCUGAAUGCUGAGCCAGGAGCAAAUGGCCUGCAGCAUCAGAGGUUCCAGCAGUCGUCCAAUCUCAACGAAGCAGUUCGUGUCCAGUGUCGGUUCAACGAAGGGAUCGGUUCCUAUGAUAAGAAUGGUAACACCACCUUUCCGACCUGUAGCAACACAGCAGGAGUGAGCGGGAGCCUGCUGAGCCCCACCUGCAAACAGGAGCCGGUCGACAUGCACUUUGCUGAUGCUGGAUUUCAGCCUGUGCAAGUUAAAAUUGAGGACUGUGACGGACCCAUAAUGAUUUCAGAUCAGCAAAAUUGCAAUAUGAUCUCCCAGAAUCCCUUGCAAACUGGGAAUCAGAGCCAUCUCCAGCCAAGGCCACCGACAGAACCCAAAUCUCGAAACAGGCGCCUUUCAGGGCCAAAGUACUCGAGUAAUUCUAACCCAGAAGUUGCUUCCAAAUUAUCCAACAACGGAGUUUUAGGGCUUCAUUGCAACUCUGAUGACAAUAUCAUGUACUACACAGGACACAUUCAAGUAUUUGAGACGAACGGGAACUUGGACCAUCACGUUCCUCCUGUGGUGAACGGGCCUCAGUUUGAAAAUGAUGCGGCUUCUCCCGGUCCAGCUGACAACCAGGCGUCCAGGACCGUAGACUGUAACGCAGCCCUGGAACAGGCACAGAUAGACUUUGAGAGCAUGCUCGACGACGGGGAUCAGUCCAGCCUGAUGUCGGGAACCCUGAGUCCGGGUCUGCUCCAGAAUUUGUCCCGUAGUUCCUCUCGCCUGACGACGCCGAGGAACUCAGUCACGUUGCCCUCGGUGCCGGCAGGCACAGGAAACAUGGCCAUCGGCGACAUGAGUUCAUUGCUGACUGCUCUUGCAGAGGAGAACAAGUUCCUCAACUCCAUGUCUUAGUCACAUGUUGCAGAAACAUGACAGAAAUUAAUUUGCAGAAGUUUUUAAGUCCGUAUGCACAAUAAACAUUGAACCACAAA
Messenger RNA from Scophthalmus maximus (turbot), 4784 nucleotides. Its product is annotated as zinc finger protein GLI2-like. Gene Ontology annotation, biological process: smoothened signaling pathway; regulation of transcription by RNA polymerase II. The coding region runs from base 163 to 4704 and encodes 1513 amino acids. The transcript has 14 exons. NCBI's taxonomy places the organism in Eukaryota, Metazoa, Chordata, Actinopteri, Pleuronectiformes, Scophthalmidae. Gene Ontology annotation, cellular component: nucleus. The record is from RefSeq and is a predicted model, not a curated record. Gene Ontology annotation, molecular function: DNA-binding transcription factor activity, RNA polymerase II-specific; RNA polymerase II cis-regulatory region sequence-specific DNA binding.